Messenger RNA from Histoplasma capsulatum G186AR, 1262 nucleotides. RefSeq lists its product as uncharacterized. Gene Ontology annotation, biological process: negative regulation of DNA-templated transcription. NCBI's taxonomy places the organism in Eukaryota, Fungi, Ascomycota, Eurotiomycetes, Onygenales, Ajellomycetaceae. Gene Ontology annotation, molecular function: DNA-binding transcription factor activity. The transcript has 3 exons. Bases 1 to 882 code for a protein of 293 amino acids. The record is from RefSeq and is a predicted model, not a curated record.
AUGAACACAGAGCUCGCCGUCCUCGAGGCUGAAGUGAAGGAAUUCAAGGUCCAGCUUGAGGCAGUUCAAUCGAGUUUGCAGGUAGACCCAGAUAAUGCCGAACUGCAGGGACUGAAGACUGAGCUUGAAGAAUUCAUAUCCCUCACGGAACAAUCCAUCUCAGAGCUACGACCCUCUCCACAGAAGCCGAAAUCCUCCCCUCCUCCUGCAAAAGAAAAAUGGUCGAAAGAGAACCACCCGGCAUACCAAGCGGGUUACCGAAAACCCACCGUUGAGCCCACUCCUCCCGAAGAACCCCAGCCCUCACCUCCGGUAUCUUUAUCCGUAAAUGAUAAUGUCCUAGCCCGAUGGGCCUCUGGAGAUAACACAUUCUAUCCCGCCCGCAUCACAUCCAUAACCGGCUCAUCCACAAAUCCCAUCUACAUUGUUUCUUUCAAGUCAUACGGGACAACUGAAACCCUGACUGCGAAAGACAUUAAACCCAUCAUUGACACGCGAAAACGCAAGGCUGAUGGACUAUCAGGCUCCGUAUCCCCACAGACGCUUCCGGCCAAUUCGAGCGUAAUUUCUGCUGCUGCAGAUAUCAACCCAGCUCUGGCUACCCAGGCGCGCAAGGAGCCAAGCAAGGCAGGCGACGGCCCCAUGCGCCCAGCUAAGGUGCCCCGAAAAGUCAGAGCCAAUCGGGAACUGGAGGCUGGGAAGAGCAAAUGGCAGGAUUUUGCGGCUAAGAGUAAGCUCGGGAAGGCUGGGAAGAAGGAAAGCAUGUUUCGGACUCCCGAAGGGAUCAAUGCUCGAGUUGGUUUUACUGGCUCUGGCCAACAGAUGCGUAAGGAUCCAACACGAAGCCGUCAUAUCUAUCAACAAGCCGAAGACGAUUAUUGAUUACGCUCAGUUUUCAUACAGUUGGCUCGAAUGGGUUUUCUACGGGAGCGGUCUUCCUCUUACUUUCCUCGGAACCUAUCUCCUUCGUUAAAAUCCCUUGUCUCCCGUGCCUGUUGCGGCGAGACUUCAAAUAAUAUAAUUACGCUUAUCCCUUCUCGUCUUUAAUUAUUUGGCAUUCUCAUCGCUGACUUUGCAUCUUGGUAUCUCGAGCAGAUUCCCUAGUUUGUUACCACACCAAUCCGAUGGCAGGGAGCUUCACAUCAAAAUAUUCGACUAAUCUUUUUCUUGCUUCAGAAGGCGUUUGUAGAAAUGGUAGUGCCUUCCCCUCCCCCCACCUCUCGAUAGAUGCAUUACCACCACCCCACCUUUUCCAAUUUCAU